AAAAGUAGUAUUUUAAUGGAUCACAUGAAGAUCCACACUAGCGAAAGGCCGUACCUGUGGAACCCCUGCGGAAAAUCGUUUACAAAAUCAUCAACAUUCAAGAAGCAUAAAAUGAUCCAUAUGGGCGAGAAGCUCUACGUCUGCAAAACGUGUGGAAAAAGUUACAGGCAAAAUUCCAGCCUGGUGAUUCACUCGAGGACCCACACUGGCGAAAGGCCGUACCUGUGCAACACCUGCGGCAAAACCUUUACUACAUUAUCAAAUGUUAAACGGCACAUAACCAUGCACAUGGGCGAGAAGCCCUACACUUGCAAAACAUGUGGAAAAAGUUACACAGAACGUUCCAGCCUGGUGGUCCACUCGAGGACCCACACGGGCGAGAAGCCCUACAUCUGCAAAACAUGUGGAAAGAGUUACAGGCAACAUUCCCACCUGGUGGUUCACUCGAGGAUCCACACGGGCGAAAGGCCGUACCUGUGCAACACCUGCAACAAAACCUUUACUGAAUCAUCAACUCUUAAACGGCACAUUACCACGCACAUGGGCGAGAAGCCCUACAACUGCAAAACAUGUGGAAAAGGUUACAGGCUACGUUCCACCCUGGUGAUUCACUCGAGGAUCCACACGGGCGAAAGGCCGUACCUGUACAACACCUGCGGAAAAACCUUUACUAAUUUACCGGAUCUUAACUGCCACAUAACCACACACAUGGAUGGACACGGAGAAUCAGUUCUGCAGUCCAACUGA
This is a messenger RNA of Cololabis saira (Pacific saury), 747 nucleotides long. Its product is annotated as zinc finger protein 677-like. The record is from RefSeq and is a predicted model, not a curated record. NCBI's taxonomy places the organism in Eukaryota, Metazoa, Chordata, Actinopteri, Beloniformes, Belonidae. The transcript is spliced from 2 exons. The annotation marks the transcript as partial.